Lathyrus oleraceus (garden pea) is the source of this 1973-nucleotide messenger RNA. RefSeq lists its product as uncharacterized. The transcript is spliced from 11 exons. Gene Ontology annotation, biological process: protein histidyl modification to diphthamide. Gene Ontology annotation, molecular function: 2-(3-amino-3-carboxypropyl)histidine synthase activity. NCBI's taxonomy places the organism in Eukaryota, Viridiplantae, Streptophyta, Magnoliopsida, Fabales, Fabaceae. The record is from RefSeq and is a predicted model, not a curated record. The coding region runs from base 205 to 1698 and encodes 497 amino acids.
AAUAUUUACAACCCUAAUUUAAAACAACAAAACUCAUCGGUUUCGCCAGCUCUGCUCCUGUAUCGGAAAAUACAAGUCGCACUGAACUCAGCUUUGCCGGAGUAAGCCAAAGCUGACCCAGAAACACCGCGGAGUUGGUCGUAAGACGUCAUAAACAGAAAGGAAAUAGCUUUUUCUGUUUCACUAUUGUUCUUCCCCGUGGCAAUGGAUUUUGAAUCAAAUUACGAUAUUGCCGCCACCGCCGAAUUCAUUCGUACUCACAAAUUCACCAGAGUUGCUUUACAGUUUCCAGAUGAUCUUCUAAAGGAUUCAACAAGAGUGGUCCGUGUUCUGCGAAAGAGGCUUCAAUCAUUGAGAGAAUCGGAUACUACAGGAAGCGGGGAUGAGAGAGACAUUGGAUUGUAUGUGAUGGCCGAUACAGCCUAUGGCAGUUGUUGUGUGGAUGAAGUUGGAGCUUCACACAUUAAUGCUGAUUGUGUCGUACAUUAUGGACAUACAUGUUUUAGCCCGACAACAAGUCUACCAGCUUUUUUUGUUUUUGGUAAGGCUUCCAUCGGCAUAGCUGAUUGUGUUGAAAGUGUAUCACAAUAUGCGCUGGAAAAUAGCAAGCCUAUCAUGGUUCUUUUUGGGCUGGAAUAUGCACAUUCAACACAGCAGAUUAGAAAAACACUGUUAGAAUCGUCAACAUCUUGCAGAUCUGACAUAAGCUUUGCCGAUGUUCCAUCUCCGUAUAUGUUUCCAUCAAAAGAUUCUAAAAAAUUAAAUGGGCCCCAAGAAGCAGUUUGUGGUUGCAGUAAUAAUUCCAAUUCUGAUGAGGCAAGUGGAACUAUAUAUAGUAUUGGAGGUUUGACUUGGAAAUUACCGGAGGGACAAAAGAUGGAAGACUACUUGCUCUUUUGGAUCGGACAUGAUAAUGCUGCUUUUGCAAAUGUUGUGCUAACAUUCAAUGCCUGUGAAAUAGUCAGGUAUGAUGCAACUAAAAAUCAAAUGGUGACAGAUUUGUCACAACAGAGAAGGAUUCUUAAACGCAGAUAUUACCUGGUGGAGAGGGCUAAGGAUGCUAAUAUUGUUGGAAUUCUGGUUGGAACUCUUGGAGUUGCUGGUUAUCUGCAUGUAAUUAAUCAGAUGAUGGAGCUAAUUACUGCGGCAGGCAAAAAGGCCUACACUUUGGUUAUGGGAAAACCAAACCCAGCUAAACUUGCGAACUUUCCUGAGUGUGAUGUUUUCCUGUAUGUCUCUUGUGCCCAAACCGCUUUACUGGAUAGCAAAGAGUAUCUAGCUCCAGUUAUUACUCCCUUUGAAGCAACAAUUGCUUUCAACAGGGGAAGCCAAUGGACAGGUGCCUAUGUAAUGGGAUUUGGAGAUCUAAUUAAUCUUCCUCAAGUACAGGUUGGAAACCAGGAAGAAGCACGGUUUUCAUUCUUAAAGGGUGGAUAUGUCCAAGAUUUUGAAAAUCAAGAAAAUGUUGAAGAGGAACAAGAAGAUCUUGCGUUAGCAAAUGCAACAGAGAAGGCACUGCAGUUGCGGGACAACUGUAAUAUCCUAAUCAAAGGGGACGCUAAAUCAGGAGCAGAAUUUUUUGCAAAUCGAACUUAUCAAGGUCUGAAUAUACCCGAUGAGAACACCACCCCGCAGCCAUUUGUCAUAGGAAGGAAAGGAAGGGCAGCUGGGUACGAGGAUGAGAAUAACAAACAUUGAAAUUUAUGAUAACUGGCUCAAUGAUGUAUUCUUUGUUUUGCAUUUGAUUGUAAUGGAUGAGAAUAUGUGAAGGGAAAGAAGAGCAUAAUGAUUGUUAUGUGAGGCUAGUGAGUUAGAAUCAACUCUCAUGUAUUUUUUUCUUAUUUAUUUCUCUAUGGAAUUAGAAAGAUUUUUGACAAAAUAAAACUUCCAAACUGAGUUAUGUAUACACAGUUGUAAACAUAAACAUCACAAUGCAAUCGCUCAAUUAAUAAUAGUCAUCAUUUAACAUUUUA